This is a messenger RNA of Dermacentor andersoni, 2505 nucleotides long. RefSeq names its product isoprenylcysteine carboxylmethyltransferase ste14 (gene Icmt). Lineage: Eukaryota; Metazoa; Arthropoda; Arachnida; Ixodida; Ixodidae. The record is from RefSeq and is a predicted model, not a curated record. Gene Ontology annotation, molecular function: protein C-terminal S-isoprenylcysteine carboxyl O-methyltransferase activity. Gene Ontology annotation, biological process: C-terminal protein methylation. Gene Ontology annotation, cellular component: membrane; endoplasmic reticulum.
GGCCGCAACGCAUCAAUCAUGGCGCUUAGCACGAAUGGGAGGAUCAGCCUUUACUGCUUCUGUUUAGCGGCGAGUGUUGUGCUCAUCUCCCUUAUUGGUGCCUUAGGUCAGCUGCUCUACUAUGUUGUCGAAGAUUACUGGCUGUUGCUCGCAACGGUGUACUCCACGUGUAUUCACGGUGUCCUGUACAUAUUUUACAAACCCCGUGGAAAUGCGUACAAGGUUGUUUGGAGAGCUGCAUUGCUUGGCACAGGGACGGGGCUUGGAAUCCUCACUAGUGUCCAUGGAUCUGACUCGUGGCGGGUAUUUGGCUGGUACCUGUCACUGCUUAGCGGCUUCCACUUCUCUGAGUACUUUGUAACAGCAGUCACGAAUCCCAAGUCACUGACUCUCGACUCAUUUCUGCUCAACCAUAGUCGGGAAUAUGGUGUAGCAGCAGCAUGCAGCUGGUUGGAGUUUCUCAUUGAGAGAUACAUUGCUCCUGGCAUGAAGCAGAUAUGGUGGGUCAGCUACAUGGGCCUUGCGAUGUGCGUGCUCGGUGAAGGAUUGCGUAAAGCAGCCAUGCUGACAGCAGGCACCAACUUCAACCACAUCAUACAGAACCACCGAGAGCAAGGGCACGUGCUGGUCACCCAUGGCGUGUAUGCCCUCUGUCGGCACCCAUCCUAUGUCGGCUGGUUCCUGUGGUCCAUCGGCACCCAGGUUGUCCUGGUCAACCCAGUCUGCACUGUGGCCUAUACUCUUGCAUCAUGGAAGUUCUUUAGGACGAGGGUUGAGGAAGAAGAGAUCACCCUUCUGACCUUCUUUGGUGAAGAUUAUGUGCAAUACCAGAAGCGGACUUGCACAGGCCUGCCCUUCAUCCAUGGGUUUCGUGCUGAAGUGUGAAGUCGGGGACCGUUUGUGAUGGUGCCUGUCCGUGGUGUGUGAACAUGGUGCCAUGUGCGGGUGAAAGUGUUCUCUUAUUUUGGGGGGGGACACUUCUCUGUUGAGGCCUAUUUCUAUUUGAGAUUCCUAUAGCUGGUUCCAUUGGUCAGUGCACAUUGCCCAUUCUCAAUUUUCUUCUAUUUAUUUUUUCUUUGUAAUUUCUUUUUUUUUUUUCAGGAGGUGCAUUUUCAGCUAUGUUAGUUUUCUGCUCUGCAACACUACCAGGGUGUCGAAACGAAAUGUUUCUUGUUCUGGUUUUAGUUUCGUUCCACUGAAAAAAGUUCCAUACAAGUGCUGGUCCAGAACGGAAAAAAAAGAAUGAUUUGUAAUGGUUCAUAAUGGUUUUUGUUGGCAUGCAAAGAUUUUCUAAGCACAGCCAUGAUAAAAACAUAGUAUUUAUUGUUCUCACAAAUUGAAUUACGAAUUCUGAGAUCAUGUUCAGUGCCAUGAGUCAAGGCACUGAGCAUGAUCUCAGAAAUCAUAAUUCAAUUAGUGAGAACAAAUAAUACUAUGUUUUUAUCAUUGUUAUCAUUUUUAUCAUUGUCAGAAGUAGUACACCAUUGAGUAUACUCGCCGAAAUGCGUGACCCCUGUUCCAAUAAAAGGAACCUAGGUGAAGGUUAAAGCUUCGAUAACAAAGCGUUGUAACCAUAGAAAACAACACGAUGAGCUCUUCAGCACGCAUGCCCUGGGUUUUGCUACAAUGCCACUCUGCUAGUGCAUCGAGCGGCAGGCUUAGAUUAGUGAAGCGCUCGACCGGCUAUCGCUCGUGUUAUCCUUGCCUCAGAUACGCGCUAAUGCUGACGUUGGCUGAUGUCGGUUGUUCCAGAUUCCUGACUUUCCCGUUGAACUGAAAACCGAUAAAAAAUAUUUCGGUUUCACUUCGAAAUAAAAUGGUAACACUUCGUUAUGUUUUCAUUCCGGUCAAAAAAAUUUUUUUUGUCAUUUUUCAUUUUAGUUUCUAUUCCAUUUUGACACACUGAGCACUGCUAUAUCACCAAGAAAAGAACACCAGAAUCUGAACUGAUCCAUAUUACUAACCUUGGAAUGAUGUAGUAGAAACGUGACCUUAUGUUAUAUGGUUGUGCUUGCACUGCAAAAGUGGUACACACAGGAACACUAACCUAAAAGACGAAAUGACCAUACACCAUAAAGUAAUGUCAUGCAAACUAGCUGCUGUUGAAGCACUUCUAAGUGGAAACGAGUGUCAAAGUACUUAGGAAUGUGUGUGAUUUUACGUGUACUAUAAGUACCAGAAGGUGUUCACAGGAGCACAGGAAUUUUUACUGUGCAGAAUUGCAAGCUCCCAUGUAUGUCUUGUGCACUUUUUAUUUGCUACCUCUGAAGCAUUCAGCAGAUGGGUCAGCAUCAUAUGCAUUGAGAGCAUAAGCCUUUGACCAGAUGAGAUUGCACCCCUUGUACAGUGAUAGUACUGCAAAAGUGUAUAAACCAAACCUAUCUGGUGUUCUUGCUUGCACAUCAGACAUGAGGAAUCUCAGGCAUGCACUUUUCUCCCCAUGUUGUUAAGCUGUGUCAAGUCGCGAUAAUUAUACAGUUGAAAAGAACCAUGUCUUCUUUUUCA